Molecule: messenger RNA, 693 nt
Organism: Symbiodinium sp. CCMP2456
Lineage: Eukaryota; Dinophyceae; Suessiales; Symbiodiniaceae
Source: the annotation of a GenBank genome assembly
AUGUCAUGUCGUUCAACGCAGGCGGUUUGGCCCGGCCGCGGCUGCUAUGGGCUCGGCUGGAAGGAGAUUGUACAGACGCCGGCGGAUGGCCGUGAGUAUCCACAGGGCUGCAUGUUCGAGGAAGCUGCUGGUGGAGGCUGCGCGCUUCUUUUCAACCGCGGUGGCAAGGCCGAGAAGUGUCCAGAUGGAAGUACCUGCAGUGUUCUGUGCAGCGACACGAGCUGUGUGGCAGUUGGAAAGCCGUGCGACCCGAAGAACAACACGUGCUGCAAGGACCCCCUGCAGCGGCAAAGCAGCAGGCAUAGCGCAGCCAUGGGGUGCGCGGCUUCGGUCCAGACAGAACAGGUCGUCAAGAGGACCAACAAAAUCGUGGAUGUCGAGGUGGUAAUGCGUGGCGAGGCUUUCGAAGAUACCGGCAUCCAGCACGAGGUCGGAAGCUCCGUCACCUUGGAAACAUAUGGCACCGCCAAGCAGCACCGGUCCUCGUUCUACGAGAAGGGAUCCACGGAGGAGAUCUUUGACAAGCUUGCGCCACAAAGACUCGACCACGAGGUGCACCUGCGCAAGAUGAAGAAGUUCCUCAAGGACGUGGAGAUUGCCCCGUACAACUUCCAAAACCGUGUGGAAAGCGCGCGUGAUGAGUUAGGGCUGCAGACAACCCAUUCCGCGGUGGCCACCCGACCACGUCACUGA